AUGGCGACCGCCAAACCAUCUGCUGUUCGCCCUAGCAUCCGCGAUGUUCGUCCAAAUCCAGGCUCUCCUCAUACCCCUUCCAAUCGACAUAUUUCGUCCACCAGCUCCUCGCCCUUUCCUUCCUACUGGCGUACCGAAGAAGACCCAAUAAUCAUCGAACUAGACCCAAGAUAUCUCCGUGCAGGAUUCCAAGGCGACAGUGCCCCUCAAUGCACGAUUCGGUUCACACCCCAGAACUCACGCCGAGUGGGAGAUUAUAGGGUCUACUUGCCAGGGUACAGGAGGAGGAAAGAGGACGUUCGAGUCAAUAGCAAAGAAUACGAGCUAUGGCGGAAUGAUCUGCAGGAUGUAGACCUGGGUCUACUGGAGGACAAGCUGGAGAGGGCGGUCAGAGAGGCAUAUAACAAACACCUGCUUGUAGAUGCUGGUGUGGCGAGAGUCAUUCUGGUGCUGCCCAGUCUGGUCCCUCACCCGGUUCUCGACACGGUUCUGACACUCUUCUUCCAAAGAUGGCAAAUUAGCUCUGUCACCUUGUUACCUGGUCCAACCAUGGCAGUUGCUGCAGCUGGAUUGAGGUCUGGUCUGGUGGUGGAUAUCGGCUGGGAGGAGACUAUUGUCCAUGCAAUUUACGAGUUCCGAGAGAUUUGUGUCAAGAGGUGCACAAGGGGUCUGAAAAGCUUGGUCUUCAAGAUGUGGGACUUCCUCGAGGGUGUUCGUAAGGAACAAGACCAGUCCGUGAGGGAAGAGCUGGUCUUGGACUUUGAUUUUGUCGAAGAGUUCAUUGAGCGGGCCGGCAAGUGUCAUGCCUUAUUCCCGCACGAUGGACAAGGCUUGGUGGAACAGACAGAAGCCAUGACCUUGUCUGAGAACAACGGAGAUUCCGUCUCGACUCUGAUGAUCGACUGGCCCACACACACCUCAGCCCGGAUGAUUGGAAUACCGAAAUCGAAACUCCAACAAAUCUGUUCGGAGAGUUUCUUUGGGAGCCGUGAUCAAGACCAUCUCGACGAUCAUGAACAGCCGGUGGACCAGCUGUUGUAUAACACCCUCCUCGCCGUUUCGUCUGACGUCCGAAGCAGUUGCAUCUCUCGUAUUAUCUUCACUGGAGAGGGCUCAUCAAUCUCAAAUCUACCGGAGCAUGUCUUCAGUCAUGUAAACACCACAAUCGACAAGUAUGGCUGGACGCCUGUCCGUGGUAAACAUUUCAACACCACUCGCAAUCGAGUUGGCGAGCUCGCCUAUAAUCGAUCUAUCCCAGUCGAUGCCCGACACCAUGCAAUACCAACCAGCUCUGAAAGCAAAAUCGACAUCGACCUACACAAACGAAGAAAGGAAGAUACCAAGCCCACACCGUCACUGCGGCAAAUCGAUAGCCUUGGGACAUGGGCGGGUGCUAGCCUGGUCGCCAGCCUAAAAUCCAAAUCCUUUGUUGAGAUUGAGAGGGAGAGGUAUCUAUCACACGGAAUAGCUGGGGCAAAUCGAAACAUUGAACAGUAUCGCAUGUCUCAACAGGCCAAGCCCGUCAAGGCAGGUGAGAGAACGAGCUGGACGUUGGCUGGAUGGGGAUGA
This is a messenger RNA of Exophiala mesophila, 1569 nucleotides long. RefSeq lists its product as uncharacterized. Lineage: Eukaryota; Fungi; Ascomycota; Eurotiomycetes; Chaetothyriales; Herpotrichiellaceae. Gene Ontology annotation, biological process: microtubule-based movement. The transcript has a single exon. The record is from RefSeq and is a predicted model, not a curated record. Bases 1 to 1569 code for a protein of 522 amino acids.